Messenger RNA from Saccoglossus kowalevskii, 2760 nucleotides. Its product is annotated as A disintegrin and metalloproteinase with thrombospondin motifs 3-like. The record is from RefSeq and is a predicted model, not a curated record. Gene Ontology annotation, molecular function: metalloendopeptidase activity. Gene Ontology annotation, cellular component: extracellular matrix. Gene Ontology annotation, biological process: proteolysis; extracellular matrix organization. NCBI's taxonomy places the organism in Eukaryota, Metazoa, Hemichordata, Enteropneusta, Harrimaniidae.
CUUUUAACCAACCAAGAUGACAGCGUCAAUAUUUAUUUUCAUCACUGCCGUUUUCUCACACAGCAUUUUGCAGGUUCAUGGAGUGCGGAUUGGAAGGAAUUCACACAUUGAGUUCGAUCAUUUAGCAAAGAAAUUGAGUGACUACGAGAUCAUCAUACCAUACCUCUCAACGUCCGAUGGUCGAUUCAUUUCACACAGGCUAGCACCUCAAGAGGGGAGUGGCGACAACACAUUAACUACUGACUCCAAGAAAGGUGUCCGUAACCGCCGUUAUUCUACAGACAACACUCAAACCAAUGAGAUGCAUUUCUCGUUGAAGGCUUUUGGGUCAGAGUUUACACUAAACGUUCAUAAAAAUGUACAUCUUGUAUCCCCUGGUGCCGUUGUCGAAUGGAUGACCUCUUCGGGGAGAAGAGAAGAGACAAUCCAAGAGGGAUGCUUUUAUAUCGGUGAAGUUAAAAACAAAUCUCACUCAACAGUCGCUGUCAGCAAUUGCAACGGACUGGCAGGUUUCAUCCAAGUAAACGGCGAAGACUAUUUUAUCGAACCAUUGGAGAAAAAUGCACCAUCUUACAAUAAUAAUUAUACGAGUACUUGGAACAGUAAUGACACUGAGAGUGACGAAUUUCUACACGUAAUGUAUAAAAGGUCUUCCAUGAAAAAGUCUUCACACGGUGAUCACGACACAGUUGCCCCAUUUAAUCUUCUCGGUGGCGCCAGUGAUGUGAUUGGUCGAAGUAUUGAAGACAGGGCCAAACGAAGCAUAGGACAAAAACACAUGGAAGUUCUAUUAACCGCAGACCACUCGGUUGUUGAUUUUCACGGAUCCAAUAAUAUUCAAAUAUAUUUACUCACUCUAAUGAAUAUUGUUAAUAGUGUAUAUAAACACGAGACACUUGGAGUGAAUCUCAAUAUUGCAUUGGUCAGGAUUAUACUGCUGGAUGCAAGUCAGGCAUCAUUGGUGCGAGUUGGUCAGCCGUCUCAAAGUUUAGAAAAUGUUUGUAGAUGGGCACAUACGCAGCAAAACAGAGAUGGCACAAAUAAACCACAUCACGACCAUGCUAUUUUUCUGACAAGACAAAAUUUUGGACCAGCAGGUUAUGCACCAGUGACUGGCAUGUGUCAUCUAUUUAGAAGUUGUACUCUCAACAAAGAAGAUGGAUUUUCCUCUGCAUUUGUCAUGGCCCAUGAAACUGGACACGUUCUUGGGAUGGAGCAUGAUGGUCAAGGGUCAAAUGAGUGUAACGAUGAAGCCAGUACUGGUAGUAUAAUGGCACCAUUGGUCAAAGCUACAUUUACAAAUUAUUAUUGGUCCCGAUGCAGUAUGUUAUAUUUAACGUUAUAUUUCAGCUCUUACCAGUGUUUGCUUGAUGAUCCUUUCCGUACACAAUGGCCAGCAUUAGAAGAAGAGCUUGGGAUUGGGUACUCAAUGGAUGACCAGUGUGAAUACGAUUUUGGUCAAGGACAUAAAAGAUGCACAGCAUUUCAAGGAAUGGAUCUGUGUAUGCAACUAUGGUGCAGCCAUCCAGACAAUCCAUUCUUCUGUAAAACCAAGAAAGGACCGCCGUUAGACGGAACUAGUUGUGGACCAGGAAAAUGGUGUCAUACAGGUUCAUGUGUGGAAUCUAGAGUUCAAAUUACCCAUGGUUCUUGGAGUAACUGGAAUGAAUUCUCAGAAUGUUCAAGAUCAUGUGGCAUUGGAGCCCAGAUGAGAACGAGGGAGUGCAACAAUCCCAAGCCGUCCAGCGAAGGGGAUGACUGUAAAGGUCAAAAUGUGGAAUUUAGACUUUGUAAUACCCAGGACUGUCAAGAUAGUAAUGUAGAUUUCCGAGCACAACAGUGUGAAGACAGUCAUAAGAACUGGCAAAUCAAAAAAAGAAAACAUACAUGGCUACCUCAUGAAAAUAGCAAUAGUUCUCUACAGUGCAAACUAAGUUGUAUAUCUGAAGAAACUCAUGAUCUUAGUGUCUCCAGCUUAAAUGUAAUAGAUGGCACGAGAUGUUCAUAUGAUAACAGUAAUAAUAUUUGUGUACAGGGACAAUGUCAGAUUGUUGGUUGUGAUAACAAGUUGGGUUCUUCUUUACGUGAAGAUCAAUGUGGUGUUUGUGGAGGAGAUAACAGUGACUGUAGAACUAUUAGAGGAACAUAUAACAAAAAACCAAGGAAGAAAUUCCAGAAGAUGGUCGUACUUCCAAAAGGUGCAAGAUAUGUUGAAGUAUCUGAAACAUCUCCAUCAAGAAACACAAUUACUGUGAAGGACAGAGAAACUGGACACUACAUUUUAAGCAAUAACUAUGAAGACUCAAAAGAUACAGUAUUUAUUACAGCGGGAACAAAGUUCACUUACACUGUAGAAAAUGAGAAAGAGACUCUGUCUGCAAGUGCAGCUUUACAAAGAGAUAUUAUUAUAUUGGUGCAUGCAUACAGUCUUCAGAAUCCUGAAGAGAUGAAAGUAAAUUACAGAUAUGUGAUGCACAAACAUCAAGUUGAUGAUGAAGUAGUCAGCAAUAAACGAUUUCAUGAUCCAUCAAGUACAAAAGAGAAUAAGAUACCUGAUAAAAGCACUAGAUUUAGUUGGGAGAUGGCUGGUUGGUCUGAUUGCACUAAAAAGUGUGGAGGUGGAUAUCAAACUUUUCGAUUUGUGUGUAAGCGGAAAAGUGAUGCAAAAAUUGUAAACCGAAGGAUGUGUGAUCAAAGUAAAUUGUACCAACCAGAGACUGUGAAAAGAGCAUGUAAUACACAGCCAUGUGAAAGACCAAA